Messenger RNA from Kickxella alabastrina, 1200 nucleotides. RefSeq names its product nucleophile aminohydrolase. Bases 271 to 1008 code for a protein of 245 amino acids. Lineage: Eukaryota; Fungi; Kickxellomycota; Kickxellomycetes; Kickxellales; Kickxellaceae. The record is from RefSeq and is a predicted model, not a curated record. Gene Ontology annotation, cellular component: proteasome core complex, alpha-subunit complex; proteasome core complex; nucleus. The transcript is spliced from 2 exons. Gene Ontology annotation, biological process: ubiquitin-dependent protein catabolic process.
CCUAAAUCACGUGCGUUAAUCGGCCAAAAAAAAUAGUUUUGUGAUUUAGGCCAAGGGAGGGGGGGGGGCCAAGAGGACGCGCGUCAUGCCAAAAUGAAACGUAAUCAUUGUGAAAAUAAUUGCAUUUUUUUACGCCCGUGCAAAAAGCCAUUUGUCAAUUUGGAGCUUAGCUCUCUUGCAAGCUCCUUUUUCUCACCUUUUUAUUUCUUGUUGUUUCAAAUCCACUUUCAGCAAAAAAAAAAAACCAAUUUCAAUUAAACUAAACACACAAUGUUCCGCAAUCAGUACGAUAAUGACUCGUCGACGUGGAGUCCUCAGGGCCGCAUUUUCCAGGUGGAGUAUGCGUCGGAAGCCGUCAAGCAGGGCUCGGCUGUUGUCGGGCUAAGGUCGAAGGACCAUGUUGUCAUUGUGGCAGCUAAGCGGUCUCCCAAUGAGCUGGCGUCAUAUCAGAAGAAGCUCAUUUGCAUUGAUGACCACAUGGGCAUAGCUUUGGCGGGACUGACAUCCGAUGCGCGUGUUCUCAGCAACCAUCUUCGCACGGAGGCUAUGCGGUCCAAGAUGGUGUACAACCGGCCGUUGGCCAUCGGUCGUGCUGUGCAUUUAAUCGGCGACAAAGCGCAAACCAACACGCAAGACUAUGGACGGCGGCCAUACGGCGUUGGACUCCUUGUAAUCGGCCACGAUGAUACCGGACCUCACCUGUAUGAGUUUAAUCCUUCGGGUAUUGUUUCUGAGUACUUUGCCUAUAGCAUUGGGUCGAGGUCGCAGUCAGCAAGGACUAUUUUGGAGAGAAAUUUUGAGAGCUUCCAGGAUAUGUCCUUGAAGGAACUGGUGGUCCAGGGGUUGAAGGCCCUUAGGGAUACGUUGCAGCAGGGGAAGUUGCUGGAUACUAUGAAUACGUCGAUCGGGUUUGUUGGAAAGGAUACAAAGAUGACUAUUUUGGAUGGUGAGGAUACUCGCGCGUAUUUGGACUUGAUGGAGGAAGGAGAGGCAAUGGAAACUGAGUAAAGACGAAGUAUAUUGGGUUUUUUCUUGUGCAUGGAGCUUUGAGUGGAUCUGUAAUUAUCUCAGGCCUUCUCUCUUCUCCUCUCUUCUUUUAUUAUUUCUUAUUCUUUAUGUUAAGUGUUCCACAGGUCCAAAUACAUUUUCAAAGUAGUUUCUUUUUUUUUUUUAAAAAAAAAAACAUUUGGCUUGGAAAAA